Molecule: messenger RNA, 970 nt
Organism: Sodiomyces alkalinus F11
Lineage: Eukaryota; Fungi; Ascomycota; Sordariomycetes; Glomerellales; Plectosphaerellaceae
Exons: 1
Coding region: 240-920 (226 amino acids)
Source: RefSeq, a predicted model, not a curated record
UGCCCCUCAUCCUGAACCUCAGGACACUAGCAUUGGCAUUCGCGCUACUCAACCUGAAGAGCCUACAUUUCAUGUGGAUUGUAUGUUUUCUCCAAUUGUUCAGUCCGACAGACGCCCCCUUUGCUGCUCACGUCUUUGGUUCUCUUUCGUCUUUCGUUCAUUUCACCCCAUGACUAACAUAAUGCGCGAAAUCGCAAUCCCGACUGUAGAUCCGUUUCUUCCGCGCCUUUGUCCGCCGCAUGACCGACCCGGCCACGAGCAAGCACCUCUCCCCGCGGUGUCUCUUCCUCCCCGCCAUCAACGCCACGCGUUCCCCCGCCUUGGAAUGCGACCACAACAUGCACAAGUCCAACUCGACCUACUUCACCGACAUGGACAUGAGCCGAAUCAACUUUGGUACCCUCUUCUUCGGCAAGCCCUUCAACCCGUUCCCCGGCCCGACGAAUUUCAACAUUGCCCUGGGCGGUUCGGCGUGCACCUGGCGCAAGGAGAUCAAGCCGUACCAGGCGUACGAGCUGUGGACGCGGAUCAUCUCCUGGGAUGAGAAGUGGCUCUAUGUCGUGACGCAUUUCGUCGAGUCCGGCGUGUUCGUGCCGGAGGAGUACGUCAUGCAGCCGGGAAGGACUAGGAGGAGAAGCGCGAAGAAGGAUGGACAGAAGGAGGACGUGGACAAGCUGAAGACGGUGUACGCGUCGUGUGUUUCACGGUACGUGUUCAAGAACAACAGACGGACACUUCCGCCUGAGGAGGUCUUGCGCCGCGUCGGUUUGCUGCCGCAGGAUGAGACCGAGCUGGCGGCCGUCGAAAAAAUACGACUCGAAGCACUGCCUAUCGGACGCCUCGAGACUGGGUGGGAUUCGGUUCAUUCAGCUUUUGAACCAGGGAAGACUGCCGUGGGGUGGUACAAUAGUGCAUAUUGAGCGACCACGGAUUUUUUUUCUUUUCGCGUCUCAAUCACCUGUAAUUAAAC